Molecule: messenger RNA, 1908 nt
Organism: Danaus chrysippus (African queen)
Lineage: Eukaryota; Metazoa; Arthropoda; Insecta; Lepidoptera; Nymphalidae
Source: the annotation of a GenBank genome assembly
AUGUAUAUAAAAAUUCCAGUUACAAAUGUACCUAAAGAGCAGUUAGAGAGUGGUGGUGACGAGUUGGCGGAGUCAUGGCGUCAUCAUCAGCAACCAUCGUACGCGCCAGCCAUCUCGUCAGCGACGGAGCCCUACAGCGCGGCAGGUUAUUAUGGUACAACAGCACUUCCUUAUCAGGCCUUUGGAGUUGGGGAUGGAACAUGGUCCACCAAUGGAACAGAUCCAUUCGCUUUCCUUGGAGGAUACAAUCCUCACGAUUCCUAUGGCGUGGAGGGUAGUGUAUUUGGGCCAUCAACAACCCCCUUUUCAACAGCAGCAUUUGGACAGCCAGCAUCAACUUUUAACUAUUUCCCUGGGAAUGGUGAUUACUCUACGUGGGGUCAAUUAGGUCGUCCAAAACUGUACGAUGAUUACUAUAGGAAUGAGGGAAUGUACGUCCCAGACGGGGUUAAAGCCGUUGACAGCGGUGUGCAGUCAUUGUCGCUCUGCGAGCAUAUUAAGAGCGAUAAAGAUCGUACGCCCGAACUCAAAGACGUUUCUAGUGGAUCGCAACCCAAAAAGAUGACUUGGGCUUCAAUAGCCAGCCAACCGGCUAAGCCGACUCCGUUAACACAGAGCGGAGGGCUCAAGAAGAAGGGACCUGGAAUGCCACCACCGCCGAUAAUUCCAGGGAAACAUAACAUGGACAUCAGCACGUGGGAUGCUGGGAAGAAUGCACCCGUCGCGAGUGCACCGCCGCCAUCGCUUCAGCCGCCGCCGGUGCCAGCUCCUCUACCGAUGCCGCAGCCGGCGCCAACGUCCGCUCCGCUACAACGUGGACCACCCCCGCAGCACCAACCGCCGCAGCACCAGCCGCCACCGUCAUGGACUCACACCCCUCGAGCUCCUCCGCCGAUGCAACCGCGCCCCAUGGUGCCCCCACCGAUCGUACCCGGGCCACUACAAACCGCACAUCCCGUUCUAGAAGAACUACGCGUCAAGAAUGAAUAUAACCCGAAGGAGUUCGAUCUCAGUGCCCCAAAUGCUAGGUUCUUUGUGAUUAAGUCGUAUUCGGAAGAUGACAUUCACCGUAGCAUCAAAUACGAAAUCUGGUGCAGCACAGAACAUGGCAACAAGCGUCUCGAUGCUGCGUAUAGGGACCGCGAGAGGGAGGGUGGUGCUGUGUAUCUAUUUUUUUCAGUAAACGGUAGCGGCCAUUUCUGCGGUAUGGCGCGUAUGAUUAGUGCUGUCGAUUAUAAUUCUAACUCGAGUGUGUGGUCGCAAGACAAAUGGAAGGGACAAUUCCGCGUCAGGUGGAUAUAUGUUAAGGACGUUCCUAAUGUACAACUACGGUAUAUCAAACUAGAAAACAAUGAGAAUAAGCCAGUGACGAACUCUCGCGAUACACAGGAGGUUCCGCACGCUAAGGGUCUGCAGGUGUUGCGUAUCAUGCAUAGUUACUGUCAUUCCACCUCCAUCUUUGAUGAUUUUAUACACUAUGAACGCCGCCAGGAGGAGGAGGACUCGCGUAAGGUGCCUCACCACAACCCACAGGAUAACAAUCGGGAGGAGCACGAAGGUGGUGGUAGAGGGUAUCGGAACUAUCGUGAUUUCCGUGACCACCGUGACGGUCGUGACGGUCGCGAUGGUCGAGAAGGUGGUAGGGAUGGUAGAGAUGGUCGCGAUGGUCGCGAUCAUAGAGAAGGCCGGGAGCCGAGGGAUCAUCGGGACGGUCGCGAGCCCAGGGAGCCUCGUGACGGUCGUGACCCUCGUGACCUUCGCGAUCCUCGUGACUCACGUGACUCACGUGACCCACGGGACCCUCGGGACUCUCGGGACCACAGGGACGAGCGGGACGGACGAGACAACCGAGAACACGGAGCAUACCGCGACAGGGACUAUAGGCCGCACCAUAAGCACAAGGACUGA